This is a messenger RNA of Platichthys flesus (European flounder), 1302 nucleotides long. RefSeq names its product cd8 beta (gene cd8b). NCBI's taxonomy places the organism in Eukaryota, Metazoa, Chordata, Actinopteri, Pleuronectiformes, Pleuronectidae. The coding region runs from base 67 to 705 and encodes 212 amino acids. Gene Ontology annotation, biological process: regulation of immune response. Gene Ontology annotation, molecular function: coreceptor activity; MHC class I protein binding. The transcript has 7 exons. The record is from RefSeq and is a predicted model, not a curated record. Gene Ontology annotation, cellular component: cell surface.
CCCUCGGCUACCACUCAACACAUAAACACGCGUACACACACACAUACACACUUGCGACAAGCCAAGAUGACCACGCUGCCGCUGGCAUGGACACUGUUGACUGUUUCUCUGUGGACAGCAGGUUCGAGCCAUAUCAUCGUACAAGAACCCGUCAAAGUUCUGUAUCCUGCUAUCUCCAGUCCGGAGAAUUUUGAGUGCAACUGCAACCACUCCUGUGACUCUGUCUACUGGUUCCGCAAGACUUCCCUUCACAGCAACCUAACGUUCCUGGGCAAAUGCAACACAGCUGAGCGUGUUACCUACGGGCCUGACGUAGAACCGGCACAGUUUAAACUCAGCAAGAGAGGGAAUGCUGCCUUUGUGCUGCGCAUCAACAGCGUGAGGAAGGAGGACGAAGGGACUUAUUCCUGCGUCCUAAAGGACAAGGGCGGUGAAGAGACGUGGAGGUCUGGAACUGUUCUUCGGCCGGGAGGGACCCCUCCGACGCCACCUCCAAAGCCAAAACCCAAACCUCCGGUCAAGUCCGUCUGCCGCUGUAGCCCAAAGAAGAAUCCUACACAUGAUGGCUGUGACUAUCUGGUUCUGUGGCCGUUGGUUGGAGCCACUGCAGGCCUGGCUCUGGCUCUCAUCUGCACACUGUACUACUUCAGUCGGCUUCCAAAGAAAUGCCGCCACCACUUUGAGAGGAUAAGACUUAAGCCCUGAAUCAAUGCAUCCACAGCUGAGACUCACGAGGCUGAAGAGCUUCAUUUAAGAUGGUGUCCAGUGGAGAAUGACGGCCGGGAUCAAGAUCUGCUCUGCGGCCGACAACCCGUCGUGUGCAGUCAGAUUAAAUGUUCGCCUGGACUGUAACUUCAGCAGCAGAUAUAUGUGAUAUAUGUAAAUUGUGAUUUAUCGACUAAUUUCUCCUGCAUGUUUUAGAAGACAGAGCUCUGGCCAGUUUGAAUUUAACCCAAGUGUUGUUAUUUUCAUCUGUAAAAAUCAAUAUGCAGAUUCCAGGUUUGUGAGGUGUUAUUUUAUGAUUUUAUAAAUAAAAGUUGGGACACUUCAAAGCUGUACUUUUCUGUGGUACAAAUGUGUUAUGUAGAUUACCCGGAAUAUUUUAAUUGACACAUAAAAAGCAGGUAGAUCAUAAGACAGCUACAAUAGGAAUCGCUUGUUGCUUUCUUUGCUAUUUAUUUUUGUUGUUUCGUAUGUUACAUUGUUUUAAGUGUACGUGUUCAAACAACAAUCUUGAAGGAAAAAAGUUUUCGUUUCUGUGAAGAUUCAUCUCUAAAAUCAAUAAAUCAAUAAAAUUGUAUA